Molecule: messenger RNA, 1047 nt
Organism: Exophiala viscosa
Lineage: Eukaryota; Fungi; Ascomycota; Eurotiomycetes; Chaetothyriales; Herpotrichiellaceae
Product: alcohol dehydrogenase
Exons: 1
Coding region: 1-1047 (348 amino acids)
Molecular function (GO): oxidoreductase activity
Source: RefSeq, a predicted model, not a curated record
AUGACCACCAGAAGAAACUCGAGGUGGCUUAUACGUGCCAAUGCCGGCAUCGACGCACUCCAGUUUGAAGACAACAUACCUAUUCCCGAAAUAAGUGGGAAACAAUGUCUGAUCCGCAUAGAAGCGGCGUCAUUGAACUAUCGCGACAUCGCAAUGGCCACGGACCGAUACAUUUGGCAAGUCGCGAAGUCGUUCGUACCGGUUUCUGAUGGCUGCGGGCAGAUCAUUGCCAUCGGCGACGAAGUCAAUGAAUUCCAAGUCGGAGACAAGGUCUGCAUGUCAUUUAUGCAAGAUCAUCAAGACGGAAUCAUUACACCGCCGAUCCGAGCAAGUAGCCUGGGAAGCCAGCGCGAUGGAGUCCUCCAGCAUUACGGCAUUUUCGAAGAGACUGGCCUUGUGUGCUUACCGAAGCACCUCACCUCUGUUGAAGGCUCCACCUUACCAUGCGCCGCUGUGACGGCCUGGAACUGUCUUUUCGGCUUGCAUGGGAAAUCUCUGCAGAAAGGCGAAAUUUUGCUCACCCAAGGUACAGGUGGAGUUUCCUUGUUCGCGAUACAGUUUGCACUCGCCAUUGGUGCCACAGUGAUCAGUACAACUUCCAGUCCGGAGAAAGCGAAAAGGCUGAAAGAAUUAGGCGUUCACCAUGUCAUCAAUUACCAAGACGAUUCGAACUGGGGUGACACAGCAAAGGCACUAAGCGAGGAUGGACUCGGAGUGCAUCAUGUCGUAGAGGUUGGCGGGGAGACUACGAUAUCUCAGUCCAUAUCAGCAGUCAGGCCUGAGGGAGUCAUCUCCUUGGUCGGUUUUCUGGGCGGAAAGAGCGCUUCACCCACCAGUUUUGGCUUGGUCCAGCAAAAGACUUGCAUAGUCCGAGGCAUCAACGUCGGGUCGCGGAAGCUAUUCCGUGAGAUGAACUCAUUCCUCGAAGACAAAGGUAUCAAGCCUGUUGUCUCGGACAGGAUCUUUGAUUUUCACUCCGCGAAGGAGGCUUACCACUACAUGGAUCAACAGGAGUUCUUCGGCAAGAUUGUGAUCAAGGUAGACUGA